AGUGCGUGGCGCGACUGUUCCCGUCCGGUGUACCCGGGAAAUUAUUUUUUAAAACAUUUUUAUAAUUUCCGAACAAUGAAUUAUCAAAGUAAAGGCAAUAAAUAUGUGUGUCCGAACGACCGGCAACUUUCCUUACGAGCAAAACUGCGCACCGGCUGGAGUGCUGCCCGCAGCGAGCCCCCGCUGACCACGGCGGAGCGGGAGGCCAUCGCGGAGGUUGUCAGGCGCGCUGAGAAGGUGGAGGAGAACGAGGCGAAACGGAUUGGCAGACUUGUGGCGAGGCUUGAAGGUAUGCGCCGCUCAGCACAAGGUCCGGCGCCCAGAAGCUGCGUUCUUUGCGGCGAGACCCCAAGACUUUUGGCGCCUCUACGAAUUUGCUUCAUGUGUAGGAACGCAGCUUGUCCGAAGUGUGUUAUCGACACGCCACCUCAUAACCACAGAUCACCAAUAUACUCCCGAGAGCAAUACAUGUGCAAUCUGUGCGCUGAAACGCGGGAAAUGUGGAAGAAAUCUGGGGCUUGGUUCUUCAAAUCCUUGCCUAAGUAUAUUCUACCUGAGAGGAAGACGAAAUAUAAUGAUACGGAGUUCUCGAGGUCUUUGCAGGAAGCUGGAAACAGCAGCAACGAAAAAACAGAUUCCGAGCCGAGUUCCCCGCUAAGCUUACACGCGCCAUCUUUCUCCAGGCAGCCAAGCAACACGGAUAGUCGGAAAUCUGUCAGCAUUUCGCAGGACAGUCACCACGACUGGAGCGAAACGGAGAUCCUUACACACGGUGUAAGUGGUCUCAGUCUACAUAGAACAGACAGUAUUACCCAAAGAUCAAUGGGUCUAAAACGCACAGGCAGUAAAGGCAGUGCAUACAGUCUCAGAAGUAUUAGAAAGGAUUCCAAACCCACAAAUCAGGUGGAAAAGCCUCCAGUGAUUCCAGAUGCUGGUUUUGGAACUUUAGAGAUAAAAUUAGCUUAUGAUAAUGGGACUUCGUCGUUGGCUGUUACGGUGUUACGCGCUAGAGGCCUCAUUGGCAUGGACAUGACAGGCCUGUCUGAUCCGUUCUGUAGAUUGGAAAUUUUGCCGAUUGAAGGGACGUAUUCAAACAGAUUGCGAACAAAAACAGUCCAUAAAACAAAACAUCCGGAGUUCAACGAAACUCUUCACUUUUUCGGGCUCACUGAGUCGGAUUUGGGCACGAAGUCGCUGGAAAUCGUCGUUUUUGAUGAUGACAGAUACGGCUGCGACGAAAUGGGUUCAGCGACCGUAUCCCUUCGCGAAUGUAUCAAAUCGCCAGCUCAACUCCGCUUAGCCCUUUCCGGAGCUACUAACACUGAACCUACAGGCCCUAGACUCCUUCUAGCGUUAUGCUAUAGUACUAAACGAAGGGCUCUAGCUGUGACCGUAUGUAGGGCUAUGGAACUGCCGCCGCAAGAUAGCAAUGGGUACUCGGAUCCGUUCGUGAAAUUACACCUCGACCCAGACCCAUACCACAAAAAGCACAAAACAUCGAUCAAAUGGCGAAACUUGAACCCCGUUUGGAACGAAGGUUUCUUCUUCGAGACGCGUUUGACAGAACUUUCGCGCCAAAACUUGACACUGACAGUUUGGGAUAAAGACUAUGGAAAACCGAACGAUUUUCUAGGAAGUCUAGUUUUGGGUUCGAGCAGUAAAGGAAGACGUUUAAAACAUUGGAUGGAUUGCAUAAAAUUCCCGGACCAUAGACACGAACAGUGGCAUUCUUUAACGGAUACACAACACAUAUAAAUGCGUACAGAUAAAAAAUAACGACGGUUUUCAAAUGAAAUGUACUUUAACUUAGAUCAUUAUGUUUAUUGGCAUUUUAAAAAUAUAUCAAUGCUUCAAUUAUAAACCAACGUAUAAUUUAAUGGUUAUCAUUCCUAGAAAAUGAAUCAAAAAGAAGUCAUUUAUUAUAUGUAUACGCAAGAUUAUAUUAUUUUCGUAAUAAUUUAUCUUCAACGUAUUAGGUAUGUCCUGUCCUACCUAUACUUUUAAGCUAUAACCACCUUUGUGCUACUCAAAUGUUUUCAAGUUUCUUCCGUUCUUAUUGUAGAUAUUUAAUGUAAUUAUUUUAUUUUUAUUUUAUGGUGGCAUUUUAUUACCGCCGCAAUUUAAGUAUGAAUGUGCCAAAAUAAAUUCCAUUUAGUAAGCUUACUUCGUGAAGCGUACAUAUUUUUAUACGAAAUUAUGAUAAUAUACAUAAUUAUAAAUAAUAUAAGAUAUAUGUAUAAAAGAAAUAUAAAACUGUGCCAAAUAAUGUUGGUUUAUUUUGUUGCUGUUAAAUUUAUUGAAUUAAAUGUUUAGUGUAUGAUAAAUUUAUUAAAGUUAAAUUUAAAUAA
Colias croceus (clouded yellow) is the source of this 2348-nucleotide messenger RNA. It is a transcript of the gene Rph, whose product is annotated as rabphilin-3A. The transcript is spliced from 9 exons. NCBI's taxonomy places the organism in Eukaryota, Metazoa, Arthropoda, Insecta, Lepidoptera, Pieridae. Gene Ontology annotation, biological process: intracellular protein transport. Gene Ontology annotation, molecular function: small GTPase binding. The coding region runs from base 76 to 1755 and encodes 559 amino acids. Gene Ontology annotation, cellular component: membrane. The record is from RefSeq and is a predicted model, not a curated record.